AUGCAAGUCCGCAGGAUGUGUCGAAAGGCUCUGCGCCUGUGGAUGGGUCUGAUCCUGAUCCUGGGCCUGUCCUGCCACUUCUACAGUAAAACCCGGCGGCGAUUGGUUCACUCCCGACUCCUGCAGACUUUCUGCUGUCUAACCAUUGCCGUAAACUUGGCAUUGUAUUACUUCUACUACGUUUACACAGCGUCAUAUUUCGUAAAGGGCACAUUCAGACGACAAAAGUUCGUAGAGGUGUUGAGCAAUGGUAGCAUUCGCCUGCAGGUAUUCUACAUCGUGGUUGUGCCUUUGUGGAGGUUCUUCGGCGAACGCAAAAUGUGCGAGGCGUACGACGAGGUGUCCAGGAUUUUGGACAAGGAACUGAAACACAAGAGCCGCAGUCGCUUUUAUUGCCUGACGAUGUUGGUCAAGAUCCACAACUUUCUGCACAACUUCAACUUUGCGCUGAGCGUGCUGAUGGUAUGGGGCUUUCGGCCUCUAACAGUGUCCGACUUCCUUGCAAACCUAUACUUCGUCUACAUCUCGCUUUCCAUGGGCGCCAUCCAGGUGGCCUACGUCUUGCUGCUCCUCCAGCUGAUCGAGGCACUGCGUCUGAAUGGCCGGCAGGUGCAGAGCUCCUACCUUCUCCUCAUGGAUCAGAUGCACAGACAGGAGCACCUGCGGCAGAUCGUGCGGCAGGUGCACCGCAUGUUCGCCUGUAUGGUGGCCACCAGCCUGGUGUACGACCUCUUCUUGAACACGGGCACCAUCUACCUCGGUUACACAAUGGUCGUCCAGCGACAGGAUGCCCUGGGCAUCCGUGCCUGGACCUUGAAGAUCCUGCUCACGGCCCUCUCCUUCGUGGUCAAGCUGUCAGACUCCUUGCUCCUACAGGUCGUCUGCGCUCACCUCCUUUCUGUGGAGAACAAGGACUGCGCCAGUCCCGAGCUCCACGAACAGGAUGCGGAGGCCACGGCAGUCUAUCGACAGUGGGAAAUGUCGGUUUUGAGACAGGCCAUCAGAAGAGCAUCGCCGGAGGACAAGGUGUUGGGGUUGUUCAGAAUGGACAUGCGGUGUGCCUUCGCCUUGAUUAGCAGCAGUUUGUCCUACGGCACGAUCAUCAUCCAGCUCGGAUACGUCCAAAGCUAGGUUGGCCUUCACCUUCACCUUUAACCCUUCACGAGGGAAACGGAAUGUGAUGCAAUCAGCACUCAAUCGGCACUCCGCUUCAAUUAGUUUAAUUAGAAGGACAAUCUAUCCGAAGGAUGUGUGGGAAAACGAACAACGUUAAGAACCCAUACAUAAUUUA
Molecule: messenger RNA, 1291 nt
Organism: Drosophila ficusphila
Lineage: Eukaryota; Metazoa; Arthropoda; Insecta; Diptera; Drosophilidae
Product: putative gustatory receptor 10b
Exons: 3
Coding region: 1-1131 (376 amino acids)
Biological process (GO): sensory perception of taste
Cellular component (GO): membrane
Source: RefSeq, a predicted model, not a curated record